Molecule: messenger RNA, 1965 nt
Organism: Drosophila takahashii
Lineage: Eukaryota; Metazoa; Arthropoda; Insecta; Diptera; Drosophilidae
Gene: CCT6
Product: chaperonin containing TCP1 subunit 6
Biological process (GO): protein folding
Cellular component (GO): chaperonin-containing T-complex
Molecular function (GO): ATP binding; ATP hydrolysis activity; ATP-dependent protein folding chaperone
Source: RefSeq, a predicted model, not a curated record
UUAGUUUUCGCUGGUCCGGCAACUCUUGUCAUCUGAUUUUCGGCUUUUGGCUCAGCGUGUUUCGUUUGUGCCGAUUUUUUGAUUUAAUUCGCCCAAUAAGUAAUACCAGUGUUUAACCGAGAGACGCGAUGGCUUCGAUUAGCUUGUUGAACCCCAAGGCCGAGUUCGCCCGCGCCGCCCAGGCCCUGGCCAUCAACAUCAGUGCGGCCAAGGGCCUGCAGGAUGUGAUGCGCACCAAUUUGGGACCCAAGGGCACAGUGAAGAUGUUGGUCUCCGGCGCCGGCGACAUCAAGAUCACCAAGGACGGCAACGUGCUGCUCCACGAGAUGCAGAUCCAGCACCCCACCGCCUCCAUGAUCGCCAGGGCCAGCACUGCCCAGGAUGACUCCACUGGCGACGGGACCACCACCACGGUGAUGCUCAUCGGCGAGCUGCUCAAGCAGGCGGACAUCUAUCUGUCCGAGGGCCUGCAUCCGCGCAUCAUGACCGAGGGCUUCGAGAAGGCCCGCGACAAGGCGCUGGAGGUGCUCGACCAGGUCAAGGUGCCCGUGGAGAUCAACAAGAAGAGCCUGGUGGAGGUGGCCAACACGAGCCUGAAGACCAAGGUGCAUCCCGCCCUGGCCGAUCUGCUCACCGACGUUUGCGUGGACGCCGUGCUGACCAUUGCCAGUGCGGACAAGUCCAAGCCCGUGGAUCUGCACAUGGUGGAGCUGAUGGAGAUGCAGCACAAGACGGACACCGAUACGCAGCUGGUGCGCGGCCUGGUCAUGGACCACGGUGCCCGCCAUCCGGACAUGCCCAAGCGCCUGGAGAACGCCUACAUCCUGACGGCCAACGUGUCGCUGGAGUACGAGAAGGCCGAGGUCAACUCGGGCUUCUUCUACAAGACCGCCGAGGAGCGCGAGGCCUUUGUGCGCGCCGAGCGCGACUUCAUUGACCAGCGCGUGAAGAAGGUCAUCGAGCUGAAGCGCUCUGUGUGCGAUGGCACCGACAAGAGCUUCGUGCUGAUCAACCAGAAGGGCAUCGACCCCAUCUCCCUGGACGCUUUGGCCAAGGAGGGCAUUCUGGCCCUGCGUCGCGCCAAGCGGCGCAACAUGGAGCGUUUGGCCUUGGCCUGCGGCGGCACAGCCAUGAACUCCUUCGACGACCUGCAGGAGGAGCACCUGGGCUACGCCGGCGUGGUCUACGAGCAUGUGCUGGGCGAGAACAAGUACACCUUCGUGGAGGACUGCAAGAAUCCGCUCUCGGUGACGAUUCUGAUUAAGGGUCCCAACAAGCACACGAUCACCCAGAUCAAGGACGCCAUUCGGGACGGUCUAAGGGCCAUUAACAACACCAUUGCGGACAAGGCUCUGGUGCCCGGAGCUGGGGCCUUUGAGGUGCGCGCCUACAACGAGCUGGUCGCCUUCAAGGAGACCAUCAAGGGCAAGUCCCGCCUGGCCGUGCAGGCCUUUGCCGAUGCCCUGCUGGUCAUCCCCAAGACGCUGGCCGUCAACAGCGGCUACGAUGCCCAGGACACCAUCGUCAAGCUGACCGUCGAGGAUCGCCUCAGUCCCGAACUGGUCGGCCUCGACCUCGCCACCGGCGAGCCCAUGAAGCCCGUCGAUCUGGGCGUCUACGACAACUACAUCGUCAAGAAGCAGAUCCUCAACUCGUGCUCGAUCAUCGCCAGCAACCUGCUCCUUGUCGACGAGGUCAUGCGUGCGGGCAUGACGAGCCUCAAGGGUUAGACCUUGUUUCACCCGAUUCAUUCGCUAUAACCAAGUUAAUGCACCCGCGUCUCCUAAAACACCACAACUGGAAGAAACACACUCGGAAUAGUUGCGGCUGCGAGUAUUCACAAACAAAUCUAAAAUCAUACACAGCCCUAUAAUUAUCGCUAAUGUAUUUUCUAUUUUUAUUGCCACUAAUGUUUACUUACUACAAACCAUUGGUUUAAAAAUAAAAACUAAAAUCGAAACUUAA